Galleria mellonella (greater wax moth) is the source of this 1262-nucleotide messenger RNA. RefSeq names its product trypsin delta-like. Lineage: Eukaryota; Metazoa; Arthropoda; Insecta; Lepidoptera; Pyralidae. Gene Ontology annotation, biological process: proteolysis. Gene Ontology annotation, molecular function: serine-type endopeptidase activity. The coding region runs from base 91 to 909 and encodes 272 amino acids. The transcript has 5 exons. The record is from RefSeq and is a predicted model, not a curated record.
AUAAUGUAAGAAUGUGAUAUUUAUUUAUUACAUUAAUAGUUUGUAAUACCACAGUCGUAUUCGUUAAAUUGGCUGGAUUGGUGUUAAGUCAUGGAGUUUAGAAUCAUUUGCUUGAUUUUGACAUUAAUUGCUGCUGCAUCAGCAUCGCCCAGCAGCCGCAUAGUGGGCGGCACACCGACUACAAUCUUCGAGUACCCGUUUGUGGUGUCCGUCGAGUAUCAUUACCCCGCAGCGGAUCUCCGCGUGCAGCGGUGCGUCGGCUCGCUCAUCUCUUCGUGGCAUGCACUCACCGCGGCUUACUGCUUCACCGAUGCAGCACUGAACAGCACGAGCAUCCGCGCUGGAUCCUCCACAAGCCUCGUCGGCGGGACCGUGGUUUCUAUCCGCGAGGUCAUCCUACAUCCUGACUAUGUUGAAAACCCUCGAACCGGGGAUAUCGCUAUCGUGGUGCUGACCGCCCCACUUGCCCUUACAGCCGCUAUCAACAUCGCGUACAUACCUCCACAGCAAACCUUCAUCCCGGACGGAUAUCCUGUAGAAAUCGUCAGCUGGGGAUCUGAGUUUGUAGACGGGCCACAAAUUGGCAGCUUACAGAAAAUUAACUCAAACGUGGUAGCUCAAGCACAGUGUGAAGCAGCUUAUGAAGAAAAUGAAAACGUCGUUAUUUACGACCAAGUGUUGUGCGCUGCAUCUGAAGGCACCAGCGUAUGUACCGGCGAUUCUGGAGCGCCUCUAAUCAUCGGGGAGACCCUGAUAGGCCUGUCCUCUUACUUCACCGCCUGUGAUGACAGCACACCUGAUGUAUUCACUAGGGUAGAUAGGCACACUGGCUGGAUCUUGGAGCACGCCGUGCCUCCUAAUGGUAAAAAUGCAGAUGCAUCCAUCAGGAUAGCACGUUCUGUUUUGUAAAUUGUGUGAAAUAUAUGUACUUGGAAUUUUUUUGUUUUAUUUUUUCGACAUUUAUUACUAGCUGUAACUGGUAGUACAUCGCAUAUGGAACAAUUGUCUCCCACUUCCAUAAGAAUUUAAAAAUCCUUCUUAAUGCUAACAUAUUUAGAAUGCACUUAUACAUAUUCUAUUCAUAUGUCAUACACACCCACACUCAUACAUACACGCGCACGUGCACACACACACACACACGCAUACAUUUUUAUCACAAUUUCACUGAACCCAUAAAUUAUUGUUUCUCUAAAAUUAUGGGCUCCAUUGUAAUUUUUGUAUUUGUUACUUCACUGUUUCAUAUUGUUUCAUUAAAAAUGUAA